Messenger RNA from Phyllopteryx taeniolatus (common seadragon), 1857 nucleotides. It is a transcript of the gene galk2, whose product is annotated as galactokinase 2. Lineage: Eukaryota; Metazoa; Chordata; Actinopteri; Syngnathiformes; Syngnathidae. The coding region runs from base 328 to 1704 and encodes 458 amino acids. Gene Ontology annotation, molecular function: galactokinase activity; ATP binding. The record is from RefSeq and is a predicted model, not a curated record. Gene Ontology annotation, biological process: galactose metabolic process; carbohydrate phosphorylation. Gene Ontology annotation, cellular component: cytoplasm; cytosol. The transcript is spliced from 10 exons.
UCGACUGCCAUUCUUUAAGCAUACGGUGACGUCACUAUAUGGAGUGUACGUUCCUCGGUGCAAUUGGUCGGUCCCGCCUCUUUCGUUCUGUCGCGUUUCCGUGUUUGUAUCCCUGAGUUCUACUGUUCUAGGAUCAGUUUUUGUAGUCAUCUUGAAUGCGUCGACGUUAAACAGAGGGAUAACAACUGACUCUUAUUCAGUUAAACCAGCAUCCGGGAUUCGGUGAUCGUCAGCUGAUCGCUGCCAGGAUUCAUGACUGCAUUCUGAUUUGCACUGCGUGACAGAUUGAGUACAUUCAUAGUGGUUUAAUAUUAAAACAAAAAAAAAAUGGUCACUAAUCCUCCUAAAUUAAAAGUUGCGCUCGUUGAUGAUGAAAGGCUGCAAAAUUUGAAAAAUGCAUUUGAAAGACAGUAUGGAGGAGCGCCUCUCUUCUAUGCAUGUGCACCCGGAAGAGUCAAUCUCAUAGGUGAGCACAUUGAUUACUGUGGCUUCUCUGUGCUCCCAAUGGCUAUCGAACAAAAUAUCCUUGCCGCCGUUUCAGUGAACAAUUCAGGGACAAUCCAGCUGGCCAAUGUAAAUCCUCUCUACAACCAUAUCACUGUGUCCUGUUCAGAGGAAAUAGUUAUCGACAGAGCUAACCCGAAGUGGUAUUAUUAUUUCCUCUGUGGAGUUAAAGGCAUUCAGGAGAAGUUUGGGAUCACACGUUUACCGGGAAUGUCGUGUGUCGUUGAUGGAAACAUUCCGCCAAGCUCCGGCCUGUCCAGUUCUAGUGCUCUGGUUUGUUGUGCUGGGCUUGUAACAAUGGAGGGAAAUCAGCAGUCCCUCUCCAAAGUAGAUCUUGCAGAGAUAUGUGCCAAAUGUGAGUGCUACAUCGGCACAGAGGGAGGAGGCAUGGACCAGUCCAUCUCAUUCCUGGCAGAGAAAGGAACUGCAAAACUGAUAGAGUUUGAACCUUUGAGGGCCACUGAUGUCCGACUACCUGAUGGUGCUAUGUUUGUGAUAUCCAACUGCUGUGUGGAGAUGAAUAAAGCGGCUUGUUCUCAUUUCAACAGCCGUGUGGUGGAGUGUCGGAUUGCCACAAAGAUGCUCGCCAAAGCCAAAGGGUUGAACCAAAAUGGGUUCUUAAAGCUGGCCGAGGUGCCCAGAGAGAUGAAUGCGUCUCAAGAGGAGAUGCUGGCUCUGGUGGAUGAGGUUCUACAUCCUGAGCCAUACAGUCGAGAGGAGAUCUGCAAGGCUCUGGGCAUCACCUCCCAGCAAUUCUCCACAGAGCUGCUCAGUGCAAAUACUCAACACGUAACACAUUUCAAGCUACACCAGCGAGCCAAGCAUGUAUACGGCGAAGCUGCACGUGUGCUGCGCUUUAAGAGCGUGUGUGAUUGUGCACCAACCGAGUCCAUCCAGUUACUGGGUGACCUGAUGAACCAGAGCCAUGCGAGCUGCAGAGAUCUGUAUGAGUGCAGCUGCCCUGAACUGGACCAACUGGUGGACAUUUGUCUGAAAGCGGGUGCUCUGGGUUCACGGCUGACAGGAGCAGGCUGGGGCGGCUGUGCUGUGUCCAUGGUUCCCAGUGACAAAGUCCCGUCUUUCUUGCAAGCAGUGAGGGAAGCCUACUACCUCCCUGAUCCACGUAGAGCAGCAAUGGAAAAACAAAGUUUGUUUGUAUCAAAGCCCGGAGGAGGAGCAGCAAUUUAUCUAGAGAAAUGAAAUGUCUUGUUACACAUAGCUAUAACGCUACCUACAAUAUUUUCACUUGGACCAAAAAAAAAAAAAAAAAAAGGAUGAAAACAGUAAUACUAAGGUAGCAAAAAUUCAAAGCAAAAUCUGAAUUUAUUCAGGGAAAUAAAGAGAAACUUUUAA